AUGCUGCAGCAGUUUACGCAGAAGCUGAAGUCUGCGGCGCAGGGCCAUUCGUUGCUGAAAACGAAGAUGGACGCGCUGACGAUGCGACGUCGCGCACUGCAGCGCGAGCUCGCGGAGUCGAGGGUUGUGCUGAACGAAGAGCUGCGCAACGGUUUUUUGGAGCUUGCGCGCACCAACUUCAACGUGGAAGUGACGUACCCUUGGAAGCAGAAGAUUCUGAGCAGCGAACUCGAGCCGACGGUGCUGCUGAGCUCCGAAACGGAGCUGAUCGCCGGCGUGCGGAUCGUGAACUUGAAAAUUGUGCGCGAGAAGAACGCGAACAAGUCGGGGCACUGGUCGCUGCUGCGCGGCUUUCAGAAUCUGCGACGCACGAGCGAGAUCUUCGGCAAAGUGGUGCUGAUGAUCGCACAACUGGCGUCGAUGCAGGCGAAUCUCGCGAAUCUGGCGAAGCAGAUCAAGGUGACCAACCGACGCGUGAACGCGCUCGAGUCGAUAGUGAUCCCGCGCUACGAAGAAAGCAUCUCGUACAUCGGCAAGGAGCUCGACGAGCAGGAGCGCGAAGACUUUUACCGCAUGAAGAAAAUCCAGAAACUGAAACGCAACAAAGGGCUGGCCGACGCGUGA
Molecule: messenger RNA, 624 nt
Organism: Dermatophagoides pteronyssinus (European house dust mite)
Lineage: Eukaryota; Metazoa; Arthropoda; Arachnida; Sarcoptiformes; Pyroglyphidae
Product: V-type proton ATPase subunit D-like
Source: RefSeq, a predicted model, not a curated record